CACGCAUGUGUCAUAGUGAUAUAUUCUGCUCCUUCCCUAAGAGUUAGGAUUAUGUUCCCAUUCAACAUAAAGGAAAACCGAGGUCAUCAAAGGAAGGAAGAUUAAGUCAGUGUGAACAAUUCUCCAUCCUCUUCUUCAGAAAAGACUACUAGCGGGUUCUCCUAGCUUCAGAAAAGACUACUAGAGGAGUCCUGGGAGAUUCAGCAAAGAGGGAGAGAGAAGCUGCUGACCCCUGGGGACAGAACCCUGGAGGGACUGGGUACAGGCCUCUGGGAAAACAAAGGGUUCCCAGCAUCCUGCUUCACCCCCCCCCCAUCAUCAUCACCCCCCACCAGGCUGAGCAUGCUGGCUCCUGCCUCCAAGAGCCACCCACGGCAGCACUUAUUAUAGUCUCAGCUGCGUCAGGAGGGUGGGAUGCCAAAUCAGGGGACUGCUGAGAUGCCCCAAGUCCUGGGGAGAGGUCUCCAAGGCUGCAGAGAGACCUUCCCCUACCAUAUCACCCAAACCCCAGGGGUUUAGUCACACUUCUACAUUGGCCUAACUGAUUCCGGCUUCUAACCUGGCUGAAGAACAGAGAGCCUUGAACUCCAAGGCCUCCAGAAGGGUGGGGGACACAGAACAGACCGUUUCCAUUCAGUCUGCCUACCUCCUCUUCAACCUUCUAAAAUAGUCCCACCCAGCAAACCUCAGGAGACUGAAUGAGAACCGAAAGAGGCUGGCUGACACUGCCUCAACUGAAGGGUCCUUAUGUUCAGGGAGCGAAAUUUCCCACACAUGGAUAACCAGGUGUGAGGGUGGUGUCUCAACGAACCUAAUAUCCCCAGCCAGUCUCCCACCCACUAUACACACAGAUCCCUCCUCUCUGCUUAUUCCCGCUGUUUCUGAGGCACUAUUGGCGCUACAGUUGCUAUGGAGACUGGAUGCAUUUUGGUAUGGGGGGUAUCAAUCUUAGAGGCCUUCCUUCUCCCUUCACCUGGAACUGGAGCCUUUGAUGUGCCCUGUGGCCUUGGCUUCCCAAGCCGUCAGAACUUUCUCCUCUACUUCCUCCCCCAGGCAUACCACCUCUUCCCUACCCUCCUAAGUUCCCGUUUUUUUUUCUCUCUAUCCCAGGGGAACACUUUCCAAGUUCACUUUGGGACAAUUGGUCUCAAGUCGUGACCCUGUCAAAGUAUCAAGUGUGGGGGUGUGGGUGGGAAAGGGAGCUAGGUCAUGAGAAAUGGAAAAUGUUUAGGUACCUAGGGGAGACAAAGCAUCGUGGGAAAAGGAAUUCAGCCCCCUCCCCCCCACACACACUUUCAAACUUCAGCUUCUGCAAAAUUGGCAGUGACCCUGAGUUGGCUCUGUUCACAGCAGCCUGUCCACCCAAUAAAUCGAUUUUCACUCUUGUUCUUAAACGCCACACCCCACAGUACAGCUUCCUAACCUUGGUGUGCAGAGGAGGGGGCUAGGUUGCUAGGGGAGGUGAGUCCAAGUCCCAGGAAAUCCAGCCCAGGAUUUGGGAGGGAAAUCCAGUCCUGGAUUUUGCACCGCCUUCGCAGACAGCGGUGCUGGUGGAGAGAAGGUGGAGAGGGGGAAAGACAGGGUGGGGGGGGCUGGGGGCCGCCUCCUCCUCACUGUGAGGGGAGCGCCCGGACACAGCGCGCAUCCGGACCGAGCCGAGCCCGAGCGAGGCCCCCGGACUCUUCUCCCGGAUCUCACGCCCCUCCCCUUCCAGACCCCAGACCCGUGGGUUUCCACCCCUCCUGUUCCUCCUUCCUCCCCUGCCACCUCCCGUAUCUGCAUCCCCAGCAUCCUCCCCGCGCCCCCGCGAAUCCUCCGCACGGCCAGCCCACUAGCUUUCCACCCUCCUCAAGACCCCUCUCCUACCGCAUCCGCGGCCCCUGUCCCUUGAGUCCUCAUUCCCCGCCCCUGCCUCCCCCCAACAGCACCGGUUCUUCUUUUCCCUCAGCCUCGGGUCCCCUUUUCUGCCCCCCGUUCCUCCCUCUCCCCUAUUUGCCCCCACUACUGUCCUCUCCGCCCUCCCCCGUCCAUCUCAGAGCCCCCGCCCAGGCCGGGGUGCACGGUCCGGCGCGCCUCCCUGGAACAGCACCAAGGUCCCGGGGCUCUAAGGGGGUGGGGGCGCAGGGCGGGGAGCAUGGGGAGGGGGCGCCCCAUGUGAUGGGAGGGGGGCGAAAGCGGAGGCGGAGGAGGCGGCGGCGACAUCGGAGCCGGGCUGGGGGCUCAGCGGGGUCCGGGGGCUAGGGGCAGCGAGCAGGGCGGCCCCAUGGCCGGGCCCCCCUGAGGCAGUCCGGGGGAGUCCCCUCCCCUCCCCAGCUCGGGGGUCUCUGGGCCCCAUGAGCCGGGGCGCGGGCGCGCUUCAGCGCCGGACAACGACCUACCUCAUCUCGCUGACCCUGGUCAAGCUCGAGUCGGUGCCUCCGCCACCGCCUUCUCCAUCUGUGGCCGCGGCCGCCACCCCCGGGGCCAGAGGCAACGAAGCUGGGGAUCCUGGCAGCCCCCGAGGCGCGGAGGAGCCGGGCAAGAAGCGGCACGAGCGUCUCUUCCACCGGCAGGAUGCGCUGUGGAUCAGCACGAGCAGCGUGGGUGCGGGGGGCGCAGAGCCCCCCACCCUGUCCCCGGCUCCGGCCAGUCCGGCCCGCCCAGUCUCUCCUGCUCCCGGCCGCCGCCUCUCCCUCUGGGCCGCCCCUCCGGGACCCCCGCUGUCCGGGGGGCUGAGCCCCGACCCCAAACCCGGGGGUGCUCCCACCUCCUCCAGACGCCCCCUACUCAGCAGCCCGAGCUGGGGGGGCCCGGAACCCGAAGGCCGAGCGGGUGGCGGCAUCCCUGGCUCGUCCUCUCCGCACCCUGGCACCGGCAGCCGGAGGCUCAAGGUGGCGCCGCCUCCGCCGGCUCCCAAGCCUUGCAAGACCGUGAGCACCAGUGGAGCCAAAGCUGGCGGGAGCAAGAGCGCGGGUAGCCGCCUGUCAUGGCCGGAAAGCGAGGGCAAGCCCAGGGUCAAGGGGUCAAAGAGCAGCGCUGGGACUGGAGCUUCUGCCUCUGCCGCUGCUGCCUCCGCGGUAGUCGCUGGGGGAGCAGGGGGUUCAGCCGCGACCUCUGGUGGGGUCGCGGCUGGGGCCGGAGUCCGAGGGAAAUUGUCCCCUCGGAAAGGCAAGAGUAAGACCUUGGACAACAGUGACUUGCACCCGGGCCCGACUGUCGCCUCUCCUCCGCUGACCAUGCCAGCAAUCCCGACUCCAGCCGCUGCCGCCUCCGCGCAGCCCCCCGGGCCUGCACCGCCAAUCACUCUGGAACCCCCAGCUCCGGGACUGAAACGGGGCCGGGAGGGGGGCCGAGCAUCCACUCGUGACCGCAAGAUGCUCAAGUUUAUCAGCGGCAUCUUCACCAAGAGCACUGGGGGGCCUCCUGCCUCCGGGCCCCUUCCCGGACCUCCGGGCCUGUCUUCUGGCAGCGGGUCCAGGGAGCUGCUGGGCACAGAGCUCCGUACCUCCCCUAAGGCUGUGGUCAAUAGCCAGGAAUGGACUUUGAGCCGCUCCAUUCCUGAACUGCGCCUGGGUGUGCUGGGUGACACCAGGAGUGGGAAGUCAUCACUCAUCCACCGAUUCCUGACCGGUUCAUACGAGGUGCUGGAGAAGACAGAGAAUGAGCAAUACAAGAAGGAGAUGUUGGUUGACGGACAGACUCAUCUGGUGCUAAUCCGAGAGGAAGCUGGGGCACCUGAUGCCAAGUUCUCAGGCUGGGCAGAUGCUGUGAUCUUUGUCUUCAGCCUGGAGGAUGAGAACAGUUUCCAGGCUGUGAGCCGUCUCCACGGACAGCUGAGUUCCCUCCGGGGGGAGGGACGAGGAGGCCUGGCCUUGGCACUGGUGGGGACACAAGACAGGAUCAGUGCGUCCUCCCCUCGGGUGGUGGGAGAUGCUCGUGCCCGGGCCCUGUGUUCAGAAAUGAAACGCUGCAGCUACUAUGAGACAUGUGCGACCUAUGGGCUCAACGUGGACCGGGUCUUCCAGGAGGUGGCCCAGAAGGUGGUGACCUUACGCAAACAGCAACAGCUUCUGGCUGCCUGCAAGUCCCUGCCCAGCUCCCCAAGCCACUCAGCUGCUUCCACCCCUGUAGCUGGGCAGGCUAGUAAUGGGGGCCACACUAGCGACUACUCUUCUUCCCUCCCAUCUUCACCCAAUGUCGGUCACCGGGAGCUCCGCGCUGAGGCAGGUGCAGUGGCUGGAUUGAGCACCCCAGGCUCCCUGCACCGGGCAGCCAAGCGCAGGACCAGCCUUUUUGCGAAUCGUCGCGGCAGUGACUCUGAGAAACGAAGCUUGGACAGUCGGGGAGAGACGACAGGGAGUGGGCGAGCCAUCCCCAUCAAACAAAGUUUCCUACUAAAACGAAGUGGCAAUUCCUUGAACAAAGAAUGGAAGAAGAAAUAUGUGACCCUGUCUAGUAAUGGCUUCCUACUCUACCACCCCAGCAUUAACGAUUACAUCCAUAGUACCCAUGGCAAGGAAAUGGACUUGCUACGAACAACAGUCAAAGUCCCCGGGAAGCGGCCUCCAAGGGCCAUCUCUGCUUUUGGGCCCUCAGCCAGCAUUAAUGGGCUGGUCAAGGACAUGAGCACUGUCCAGAUGGGUGAAGCUCCUGAUGCCACGACUCCCAUGCCAAGCCCCAGCCCCAGCCCCAGUUCCCUGCAGCUACCACCAGACCAGACAUCCAAGCACCUGCUGAAGCCAGACCGGAAUUUGGCCCGAGCCCUCAGCACUGACUGUACCCCAUCUGGAGAUCUGAGCCCCCUAAGUCGAGAACCCCCUCCUUCUCCCAUGGUGAAGAAGCAGCGGAGGAAAAAACUGACAACUCCAUCUAAGACUGAAGGCUCAGCUGGGCAGGCUGAAGCCAAGCGCAAAAUGUGGAAACUAAAAUCCUUUGGUAGUUUAAGAAAUAUUUAUAAAGCAGAGGAAAACUUCGAGUUCCUGAUUGUAUCCAGUACCGGUCAGACGUGGCAUUUUGAAGCAGCCAGUUUUGAGGAGCGAGAUUCCUGGGUCCAGGCCAUUGAGAGUCAGAUCCUAGCCAGUCUGCAAUGCUGUGAGAGCAGCAAGGUCAAGCUGCGCACAGACAGCCAAAGCGAAGCCGUGGCCAUCCAGGCAAUCCGGAACGCCAAGGGGAACUCUAUCUGCGUGGACUGUGGAGCCCCCAACCCCACAUGGGCCAGCUUGAACCUGGGAGCGCUUAUAUGCAUCGAGUGUUCUGGCAUCCACCGCAACCUGGGCACACACCUGUCCCGUGUUCGCUCGCUGGACUUGGACGACUGGCCGCGGGAGCUGACCCUGGUGCUGACGGCCAUUGGCAACGACAUGGCCAAUCGCGUGUGGGAGAGCGACACGCGGGGCCGCGCCAAGCCCACACGGGACUCUUCGCGGGAAGAGCGCGAGUCGUGGAUUCGCGCCAAAUACGAGCAGCUGCUGUUCCUGGCGCCGCUGGGCACCCCCGGGGAGCCCCUGGGCCGCCAGCUGUGGGCCGCGGUGCAGGCCCAGGACGUGGCCGCCGUUCUGCUGCUUCUGGCCCAUGCGCGACACGGGCCGCCAGAUACCAGCGUAGAAGAUCCGCAGCUCCGCUCCCCGCUUCACCUGGCGGCCGAGCUCGCCCACGUCGUCAUCACGCAACUGCUGCUGUGGUACGGCGCCGACGUGGCGGCCCGCGAUGCGCAGGGCCGCACGGCGCUGUUCUACGCGCGCCAGGCGGGAAGCCAGCUGUGCGCCGACAUCCUGCUACAGCACGGCUGCCCGAGCGAGGGCGGCAGCGCGGCCACCACGCCCAGCGCGGCCACCACGCCCAGCAUCACCGCCACGCCCAGCAUCACCGCCACGCCCAGUCCCCGCCGCCGGAGCAGCGCCGCCAGCGUGGGCCGCGCGGACGCCCCGGUCGCGCUGGUAUAGUUGCCGCCGGCAGAGACACCCCCCACCCCCCUCGCUAGCCGAGCACGACCUCACCGGGUGGACCGCCGGACAGAUGCACUCACCCACCCCUCCAAUCCGCACUCUGCCCCACGGGAGCACUUCCCACCCCCACGAGGACACAGCCCCCACGCCUCCUAGAAGACACAAACUCACCUCCCUCUCCCCACCGAGGCAUGGAGACCCCAGCUCACAUGUCCCCUGUCUACCGUCCCCACA
This is a messenger RNA of Nycticebus coucang (slow loris), 6158 nucleotides long. It is a transcript of the gene AGAP2, whose product is annotated as ArfGAP with GTPase domain, ankyrin repeat and PH domain 2. The transcript is spliced from 19 exons. Gene Ontology annotation, cellular component: nucleus. Lineage: Eukaryota; Metazoa; Chordata; Mammalia; Primates; Lorisidae. The record is from RefSeq and is a predicted model, not a curated record. The coding region runs from base 2334 to 5921 and encodes 1195 amino acids. Gene Ontology annotation, molecular function: protein binding; GTP binding; GTPase activity.